Aplosporella prunicola CBS 121167 is the source of this 1737-nucleotide messenger RNA. RefSeq lists its product as uncharacterized. The transcript has 7 exons. The record is from RefSeq and is a predicted model, not a curated record. Gene Ontology annotation, biological process: cytoskeleton-dependent cytokinesis. Gene Ontology annotation, molecular function: GTPase activity; molecular adaptor activity; GTP binding. Bases 144 to 1283 code for a protein of 379 amino acids. Gene Ontology annotation, cellular component: cell division site; cytosol; septin ring. Lineage: Eukaryota; Fungi; Ascomycota; Dothideomycetes; Botryosphaeriales; Aplosporellaceae.
CCUCCAUCACGCCCAAGCACCUCCACCUCCUCCCGCUAGCUACUACCACCCACCAAUACCUGCCGACAGUCACUCGCUCUCCCAGGCAGUCCUCGGCUCAAUCUUCCCCUACACUCCCUUGCCAAUUCCCCAGGGCCACGAUUAUGUCUUCGCCCAGCAUGAACGCCAUUCGCAGAAAGAAGAAUGUCAAGAAGGGAAUCCAGUUUUGCCUCAUGGUCUGCGGUGCAUCGGGCACUGGCCGUACCACCUUCGUCAACACCCUCUGCGGCAAGAAGGUUCUCGAGCACAAGGACUCCGACGACCCGACCAAUGCACACAUCGAAGAGGGCGUCCGGAUAAAGCCCGUCACCGUCGAAUUAGAACUCGACGAGGAGGGCACCCGCAUUUCUCUCACCAUUGUCGACACGCCCGGCUUCGGUGACCAGAUCGACAACGAGGCCAGCUUUGGAGAGAUUGUCGGCUACCUCGAGCGCCAGUAUGACGACAUCCUGGCUGAGGAGUCCCGUAUCAAGCGUAACCCUCGUUUCCGCGACAACCGUGUCCACGUCCUUCUUUACUUCAUCACUCCCACCGGUCACGGUCUCCGUGAGCUCGAUAUCGAGCUGAUGAAGCGCCUUUCCCCUCGUGUCAACGUCAUCCCCGUCAUCGGCAAGGCCGAUUCGCUCACCCCUGUCGAACUUGCCGAAUCCAAGAAGCUCGUCAUGGAGGACAUUGAGCACUACCGCAUCCCCGUCUACAACUUCCCCUACGACAUCGAGGAGGACGACGAGGACACCGUGGAGGAGAACGCCGAGCUGAGGAGCCUCAUGCCUUUUGCCAUCGUCGGCUCGGAGGACGUCGUCGAGGAGAACGGUCGCACGAUCCGCGCGCGGCAAUACCCCUGGGGUCUGGUGGAGGUUGACAACCCAAGGCACUCCGAUUUCCUGGCCGUGAGGAGUGCGCUGCUCCACAGCCACUUGGCGGAUCUCAAGGAAAUCACGCACGACUUCCUCUACGAAAACUACCGUACCGAGAAGCUGUCCAAGAGCGUGGAGGGUGGUGCUGCUGCCGAUUCGUCGAUGAACCCCGAAGACCUGGCCUCGCAAUCCGUGCGCCUGAAGGAGGAGCAGCUGCGCCGCGAAGAAGAGAAGCUUCGUGAGAUCGAGCUCAAGGUGCAGCGCGAGAUCCAAGAGAAGCGCCAGGAGCUGCUGGCGCGCGAAAGCCAGCUCAAGGAGAUCGAGGCGCGGAUGCACCGGGAGCAGAGCCAGCCGCUCGGCGCGGACGGCGAGAGCGAGGAGGUUUGAGCAGCGGCAGCAAACGACGAACAGUCGGCAAGAUGACACGCGAUGGGUGUACCAGUACGGCCUUUUUUCUCUUUUUCUCUAUUCGGUUGCAGCAUGUCUUUCGAAGCCUUGGUAUCCUGGUCCACGCGCGAGAAGGUGGGGUGGGGACAGACAGGACAGGACCAAAAAACGUUACGCAGCAGGUGCUGGGGAGUGCAGAGCUUUUUGCAGGAUUGUCUCUUGUUUUGUCGUUUUUUGGGGCUGAAAAGUAAUUCCGCCAAGGGCAAACCCUAAGCCGUCGUCGUCAUCAUUCACGCGUUCUUGCGACUUUAGUAGUUUUUCACUGCCCCUCCCUCUCACCCCGAUUACCCUCCUCGUCGUCUUUUUCCUUCUCUUUUUUCUGUUUCAUAAGUCACUAAGCCGAACAACAACAACCCCCAGCUUUAUAUUUCCUGCUUUUUGGCUUCUCGAGUAU